GCCAGUCAUAGGACUACGCGAAGUCCCGACGCACAUACCCGGGAAAACGCGGGAAGUUUCUAUUUUCGCGCCCAUUGUUUUCAAAAGUUGACGUUCUUUGUUUAAUUGCGAACUCUGCUGUAAAAGCUUGUCUUUGAUUAAAUUACAGUUUUUAAAAUUGGAAUCUGACUUUAGUGAUUUGUGCUCGUAUUUGUGACAUUAAUUGGUGUUGUUGAUGUGAUAAAUAAGUAUACGGAUUAUAAGUAUUUAAUUUGUAUUUGUGUGACAAAAAAAUAUUCUAAAAAUGAAAACGUUUUAAAUAGAUAUAAAUUUGAAUUCGAUUUCAAAAUGUGGAAUCCUAACGGCAUGGAAAAUAGGCAGUUGGAAAAGCGAGUAGUGGUUGGUAGAGUGCGGCCUACGUGGGCUCGGAACUUACCUGAAGCGAGGGAGGAUGAAGACAAGAGUGACCAGGAAGCUGGUGUCAUGCCUCACAGUGAGCCCCCGUCACCCACAGAACCCUGGGAACAUCCUGUGAAGCAAGAAGAUAAAUACGAUGUUUUUGGGAAGGUGAUGCUGCUAGGCGACAGCGGCGUCGGCAAGACCUGCAUGCUCGUGCGUUUCCGUGAUGGCACCUUCCUAUCCGGAAACUACAUAUCCACCGUCGGCAUCGACUUCCGGAAUAAGGUGGUAACUGUAGACGGCAUCAAGGUGAAGCUCCAAAUUUGGGACACAGCAGGGCAGGAGCGGUUUCGCAGCGUCACACACGCAUACUACAGAGAUGCACAUGCUUUGCUGCUAUUAUACGAUGUGACAAACAAGACUAGCUUCGACAAUAUACGCGCCUGGCUUGGGGAGAUCCGGGAGUACGCCCAGGAUGACGUCGUCAUCAUGCUUUUAGGAAACAAAUCCGAUAGCGGCCUAGAGCGGGCGGUGAGGCGGGAGGAAGGACAGCGCUUGGCGAGAGAAUAUCAAGUCGCUUUUAUGGAGACAUCAGCCAAAACCGGACUAAAUGUAGAAGCGGCCUUCGCUCAUGUAGCACGCUCUCUAGUCGCGAAAGCGAACCCCAUCGACUCAGCGCGUCUUGCCGUGCGCGCGCAGCCCACUCAGGAACAACGGUCUUCGUGUCCAACGUGCUCAUAAAAUUUGCGCGCGAAAUUCAAACUUGAAUGCGUAAUAUCAGAACGUGACAUGAACGUGGACCAAAUAAAAAUAGAUGUGUUGUUGUAAAUUCAAAACAACGCCAUCUAUGUGAAUUAAAGGUGGAAGCAGCAGAAAAUGGAAGACAGGAAAUGUACCUAUUGUAAAUACGUAGUAUUUUAUUUAUGAACCUAAUAAUCAUUUAUCAGUCAGCCAGAUAUCCGCACAACAAUAAUUAUUUAUUGUGCUCAACCUAGAAGCCUAGUUACGCUACAAUAGGAUGGCUGUUUAUUUUAGUAGCACAUUACUAACUCUUAUUAUUUAUAUUUUAUUCCAUAUUUUUAUAAAUUAUUUUAAAGGAUAGUCACAAAACCCGUAAGUAAACUAAUGACCAGCUCAAAUAUCUUGAGAAGGGUGAUAUUUGUAUUAACACUGCACUAUUAAUCAACAACAACUUUACAUAUCCAUUUGUGUAAAGGCGUAAAAUGCAAUUUAAAUUAAUUCGAUUCGAUAAAGAUGUACUGAAUAGUAUUUUACAAAAAUAAUGUUAUUAUAUUUACCUUUGUCUUUAAGAUAGUGUAUCAUUUAAAUCUAGGUAUUGUUAUUGAAAAAUAAAUCUAAAAUAUGACAUGAUUCUAAACCCGAACUAGCCUCCAUAAUUUGCUACCCCUAAUUUAUUUUGCCCGGACUACGUCAAUUUAAACUAGCGAAUAAUACGCCACUUGCUGAAAUUGAAUUCAGUCGAAAGAAAAGUGAUUAAAAAGCAUAUCUUAGGAAGCAACAAAAUAAUUUUGCGAUGUCAACAGAAAAGUAUAUAUAAUUAAACAUAUAUGUGAUUUGUCCCUAAACAAUAAUUUAUUUGCUUUAUCGUAAUUGAUUGAUUUGAAAGUAGAAUUAUAAAUACUUGAUAUAAUAAUGCAAUGUAACAAAAUAAAUACACCAAACAAUUCACCAUUCCAAUCAAAUGUAUUGCUAUUUAAUAAGAUAUUAAAUAGGUAUUGUUAUAAAAUUGUUUAAUAAAAUGUUUAAACUGCUAUGGAAACAAUAAAAAUGUAAAAAAAUGUCGCAUCUGUGUGUAUGUACAUUAUUAUACUUCUCAAUGUUGUAACACUUGAUGUUGCUUGUGGAAUAAAUAAAUUAUACAUUACAAGAA
Molecule: messenger RNA, 2269 nt
Organism: Plodia interpunctella (Indianmeal moth)
Lineage: Eukaryota; Metazoa; Arthropoda; Insecta; Lepidoptera; Pyralidae
Gene: Rab26
Product: ras-related protein Rab-37-like
Exons: 6
Coding region: 328-1119 (263 amino acids)
Biological process (GO): Golgi vesicle fusion to target membrane; protein secretion; endocytic recycling
Cellular component (GO): trans-Golgi network transport vesicle; plasma membrane; endosome
Molecular function (GO): GTP binding; GTPase activity
Source: RefSeq, a predicted model, not a curated record